GCUUUGAAGUGCCAUUGUGAUGUUGUAUCUGUAGAUUUUUAAAACAGAAGAGCAAUCUUUGUGCCUGAAAAAUCAUGUUCAGAUGCAUCCUGAAGACGCUGAGGUUCCUGGCAUUAUCUGUGUAUAUACUCUUCAAAAGUUUCAUCCAAUGCAUAUUUCCUCCAUGCAAGAAGUCUUUUGCUGGGGAAAUAGUGCUUAUUACUGGAGCUGCAAAUGGGAUUGGAAGGCAGAUUGCCCUACAUUUUGCUCCUCUGGAAGCAACCUUGGUUCUUUGGGACAUUGAUGAAGAAGGUAACAGAGAAACAACCAGAUUAGCCAAAGAAAAUGGAGCUAAGCAAGUGUUUGCCUACUACUGUGACUGCAGCAAUAGGGAGGAGGUCUAUGAACAGGCAGAAAAGGUUAGAAGAGAAGUUGGGGAUGUUACUAUCCUAAUCAAUGAUGCUGGCAUACUGCACACCACAAAGUUUCUUGACACUCCAGAUGAUGUUUUUGAAAAAACCUUGAAAGUCAACUUCCUGUCUCAAGCUUGGACUUGCAAGGCCUUUCUUCCUGCCAUGAUCGCCUGCAAUCAUGGACACCUGGUCACCAUGGCUAGUGCAGCAGGGCUCUUGGGAACCUACAGAUUGGCAGAUUAUUCUUCUAGUAAAUUUGCAAUCAUUGGAAUGAUGGAAGCCAUUGAUUCAGAACUGGAUGAGGCAGGAAUACAUGGCAUUAAAACUACAAUUGUUUGCCCCUUUUUUGUGAAUACCGAAUUAAUUAGAGGUAUUGAAACUGAGCACCCAAUUUUACUUCCUAUUUACGAGCCAGAGUAUGUAGCCUGCAGGAUCAUAGAUGCAAUUCGAAAGGAAAGGAUGUAUCUGUUUAUGCCUCCAACUUUACACCUUUGUGGUUUGAGAACUUUAAUUCCCAGAAAAAUCAUACUGCUCCUGCAAUCUUACCUGGGGGUCUACAACAGCUGGGACAAGGUCAUAGGUCGGAAGAAGAAAAAUUGAAGCCAUAAUAUUUUCAAAACCUUA
Molecule: messenger RNA, 1016 nt
Organism: Tympanuchus pallidicinctus (lesser prairie-chicken)
Lineage: Eukaryota; Metazoa; Chordata; Aves; Galliformes; Phasianidae
Product: epidermal retinol dehydrogenase 2-like
Exons: 6
Coding region: 75-992 (305 amino acids)
Cellular component (GO): lipid droplet
Molecular function (GO): oxidoreductase activity, acting on the CH-OH group of donors, NAD or NADP as acceptor
Source: RefSeq, a predicted model, not a curated record